Phanerochaete carnosa HHB-10118-sp is the source of this 2412-nucleotide messenger RNA. RefSeq lists its product as uncharacterized. Lineage: Eukaryota; Fungi; Basidiomycota; Agaricomycetes; Polyporales; Phanerochaetaceae. The transcript has 15 exons. The record is from RefSeq and is a predicted model, not a curated record. Bases 1 to 2412 code for a protein of 803 amino acids.
AUGCCCGUCUCCCGCACCAAAAAGAGCAGUCGCAAGGUCUCUUCUGAGCGAAAGAUCUGUCCAUUUUGCCACAGCGAGUUUGGAGUGAACGGAUUCACGAAGCAUCGUGCAGCCUGCCAACGCAGGGCCAAGAACAGAGCAAUUGAUGAAGCUCUUGAGGAAGAAUUACUGCAUUUGCGCAUUUCGGACCAUGAUUGUGACACGGCCCAUCUGAACGCUAUCGAGGAGAUUAAUCAUGAAAGCCCCUCCUCGCCAGUCCAUCAAGGUACCACAGCAAGACUUCUUCCGUUCAUCCUCUCUAGGCUUGAUUUCAACGAGGCCGUACCAUUUGCCGAUGCCGAUAACGACACCUUUGUACAAAACCCUACGCCAACACUGCUUCAGUCUAACAGCCACGAACAGCCCGCGGCGGCGGGUACCUCACAUAACGAAGAGCCAGUCUGCCAGCAACCACAGCCCUCCGGUCCAGAGAAUGCCAGUGACGUACCGCAGCUCAAUGACUUCAAGGUCGAAUACCACCCAAGCAGCGGAAUACCAGCACGCACCUAUCAGUUUGACAAAUAUCAACAGGAGCGCCCAACAGCUCCACCUCCUGCCAAGCUUCUUGAGUUCCUUGCUGUACCAUGGCAUCCAUUUCGCUGCCGCGACAACUUCGAGUUUGCCGAGGUCGUUCUCGAGGCUGGGAUGAGUCAACCGCAGAUCAGCCAUCUGCUCGCAGUAGUGAAGCGCAUUCAGUCCGGCAGCUCGGAGUUCUCUUUCACUUCGCAUAAGGACAUUACUACCGCUUGGCAAAGAGCUUCACAACAUCAUGCUCGGUUUAGCAAAUAUACUGUAUCUGCCAUGUACAAUCAAGAAGAGCAUUCAUUUGAUGUCCACGCACGGCCUCUGUGGGAAUGGGUCCUUGAUCAGGUGAAAAAUCCCCUCCUUGCCUCUAGCUUUCAGUGGGAUGCGCAGCGUCUCUACAAGCACGACGGAACAUCUUGGAUGCGGUUUGCUGAUGAUCCGUACACAGCAAACCGAAUGUGGGAUGCGCAGUCGGAGCUACCGCAGGGCGGAAAGCCUCUUGGACUAGUUUUUUCUGCCGAUAAAGCAAAGCUCUCAAGCUUCGGUACACAGAAUGGAUAUCCGGUGAUCGUGUGGAUCGCAAAUCUGGACGUGAAGACGUGGAACGACAAAGGUGCCGGUGGAGGACAAAUUGUUGGGUUCCUUCCUAUAGUGCAUGAGAAGGCAUUCGGCCAUGGAAAACCAGAGUUUGUGAACUUCAAGAAUGUUAUUUGGCAUAAAGCAUUCUAUAAGGUUAUUGAAACAAUCGAGAAGCUCUCACGCAAGAAGAAAUUUCUCAAGCGCAUCUCACUUCGAGAUGUCCAGAACAUCUUCUGGAACCUCGCUCGCUCAAAUCCACACAAGACCCUUUCUUUUGACCGACUCCAUGCCUAUCACCUGGGGCUUUUUGGCAAGCACCUCUGGCUAGAGUUCAAGCUAGUGGUUGAAGAGUUGGACAGAAAUGUCCGAGUAGCUAUUGACAAUCAAGCGAUAGCCUUUCCAUCAUGGCAAGGUCUGUACCACUUCACAAAAGGUGUUCUUCACAUUGAGUUUUCCGAUGGCUCAAAGUAUGAGGAUCUGUCGAAGAUCCUUGUGUUUAUUUCGUUCCGGACAUUGACCCCAGAAAUCAGUAAACGUGGUUAUGUCCUGCUGAAGCUCAUUCGCCGGUAUGUUGAGUGCGAUAUGUAUGCAAGCUUCGAGUUUUAUGAGACCCUCAAGGAGUAUACUCCACUCUGUGUUGGUGAUAAAAAGCUCAAGGACUGGAAUUUCGCAAAGAACCAUUCGCAUAUCCAUGCCCCCAAUGAUAUUCUUGCCAAAGGGGUCAUGCGAAAUUUUAGCACACGGGUCAAGUUACCACCAGAAGAGCUUCCAAAUAUUCCCAGAGACGCUUCUGGGCGCAUUCAAGCGAAGCUGAAGCUUUUGGACAAGAUAAUUGAAUGCCACUAUCUUCGAGUAGACUACGAGUCCAAAGUCACCUGGAAGAUGGUCACAAACUAUCUACGAUGCUCUUCAGACUUCCACAAAAAGCCGCGGUACGACGGAGCCAUUGUUGAUGCCGGUGGUGGCAAUUAUGUCAUUGUCAAGCUCCAAUUUGCAUUUGUUGUUGAGUACGGUGAGAAACUCUACCCUCUCGCAUUAGUGCAGGCUAUGCAAAGCCCCAUGUGUACUCAAGCUCAGCGUAACAUCGACCGCAAGCUGGCUCUCUACUGCGUGAAGGCAAAGAGAACCACCACCUUCAUACCUCUGCGAUCUAUCAUACGUGGCGCGCUUUUGUAUCCUGAUCUGGCACACAUUGAUGAGUACUUGGUUGUAGAUACAGUUGAGACUGGAGAUAUGUUUCUGCGGCUAAAGGAGAUGUUCCCACAGUAA